UGCCUAACACUCACUUCAAACACACCUUGAGUGAGUGAAGUAAGAUGUGCAAUCAAUUAUUUUAUGUGAACCUUUUCUUCAUUUUGUAUUUCUCAUUAUUUCACAAUGUUUUUGCUGCUCAAACCAAAAACUUCAAUUUGCAACUAAAGGCUGUGAACCUUGGAAAUUGGCUUGUUACCGAAGGAUGGAUGAAACCUUCUCUCUUUGAUGGAAUAACCAACAAUGAUCUUUUGGAUGGAACUCAAGUGCAUUUCAUGUCAACAAAGUUGCAAAUGUAUCUCUGCGCAGAACAUGGUGGAGGAACUAUUGUUGUUGCUAACCGAACCAAAGCUGCGGGUUGGGAAACUUUCAGGUUGUGGAGGGUGAAUGAAACCUUCUUCAAUUUGAGAGUGUCUAAUAAGCAAUUUGUGGGAUUGGAAGAUGAAGGUGGAAAAAACAAAUUAGUGGCUGGUUUAGAUUCACCUGGCAAGAAGGAAACAUUUGAGAUUGUGAGAAAUAAUGAUGAUAGAAACAGGGUCCGGAUCAGAGCAGCAAAUGGACUGUUCCUACAGGCCAUAUCAGAGAGUGUAGUGAAUGCAGAAGAAGAUUAUGAAGAAUCGAGUUGGGAGGAUAAUGACCCUUCUGUAUUCAAAAUGAGUGUUUUGUCAGACACAGUUCUAAAAGGCGAAUACCAAAUUACAAAUGGUUAUGGUCCACAAAAAGCUCCCAAAAUCAUGCGGGAUCACUGGAAGACAUAUAUAACAGAGGAUGAUUUCAGAUUUAUGUCAGAAAAUGGAUUAAAUGCAGUAAGAAUUCCCGUGGGGUGGUGGAUAACUAAGGACCCAACACCUCCUAACCCAUUUGUUGGAGGAUCCUUAAAAACACUUGACAAUGCCUUCACAUGGGCACAAAAGUAUGGAAUGAAAGUAAUUGUGGACCUGCAUGCUGCACCAGCUUCACAAAAUGGAAGAGUUCAUAGUGCAUCAAGGGAUGGAUAUACAGAAUGGGGAGAUCCAUUCAUUCCUGAUACUGUUGCAACAAUAGACUUUCUAGCUCAAAGAUAUGCGGACAGUCCAAGUCUAAUUGCAAUAGAACUGAUGAAUGAGCCUCAAGGAGUUAAUCUGGAAAGCCUUAAAAGGUAUUAUCAAGAAGGUUAUGAUGCUGUAAGGAAACACACCUCAAGUGCUUAUGUGAUAAUGUCUAACCCUCUAGAUAGAGAUUCAAAAGUGCUUCUACCGUUUGUUAGAGCAUUUGAUAAAGUUGUCAUUGAUGUGCAUUACUACAACCUCUUUUCGGAUAAGUUCUCAAACAUGAAUGUGAAACAGAACAUUGAUUAUAUUAAAGAUCAUAGAGCUUCUGACCUUAGCUCUCUGACCACAUCAAAUGGACCCCCCAUCUUUGUUGGGGAGUGGAGCGGUGAGUGGAAGGUUCAGAGUGCUUCAAAGAUAGAUUACCAAAAAUUUAUGCAAGUACAAAUGGAGGUAUAUUCUCGUGACACAUUUGGAUGGGCUUAUUGGGCUUACAAAUGCGACUCUAAUUACUGGAGUCUCAAGUGGAUGCUUGAUAACAAUUACGUUAAGCUUUAAUAUUUCCAAGAGUAAUUUUAUAUAUAAUACUAAGAGUGUUUGGUAAUUAUUUUAUUAUAUGUUAACCGAAAUCAGGUCAGGUGUAAUGUACAAAAAUAAAAUAACAUACUAAUAAUGAUGUAUGUAUAAUCCUAUUGAAAAGUUUGAUAAAAGUUGUAGUAUUUUGCAAUGGAAUUGCAUCCUUCCUUCUCUAAUAGAGAUGGUUGGAAUGAGAUUUUCAAUCAAAAAUUUUAGAGGUUGGAGAUGCUUAAUAUUUAUUUAA
Molecule: messenger RNA, 1827 nt
Organism: Cicer arietinum (chickpea)
Lineage: Eukaryota; Viridiplantae; Streptophyta; Magnoliopsida; Fabales; Fabaceae
Product: probable glucan 1,3-beta-glucosidase A
Biological process (GO): establishment or maintenance of cell polarity; cell migration; polysaccharide catabolic process
Cellular component (GO): actin cytoskeleton; cytoplasm
Molecular function (GO): hydrolase activity, hydrolyzing O-glycosyl compounds; actin filament binding
Source: RefSeq, a predicted model, not a curated record